Cyanistes caeruleus (blue tit) is the source of this 2110-nucleotide messenger RNA. The record is from RefSeq and is a predicted model, not a curated record. Lineage: Eukaryota; Metazoa; Chordata; Aves; Passeriformes; Paridae.
CCUGUGCUCCCCUCCAUGGGUGCGGGACUGUCUGGGCAGCCACUGGGUCCAUGCUUGUCACGAGGGGUGUCCAAAACUCCAUCUAUUUGCAGGUGGGGUGUUGGAUCAGAUCCGUGGGGAAUUCAAUCCCUGGGCUGUCCCUGCAGCUUGUCCCUCUGUUUGCAGAUCCCGGCUGAGGAGUCGGAGGAUGAGCUGGUGGCCGGGGAGGAGCGAGCAGACACCCGGCUCAGCGAGCAGGACACGGCAGGAGGGAGCAAGGACAGGAGCAAGGAAGGGGCUGUGACCGAGGAGACGGACGGUGAUGGACAGAGAGAGGGGCAGGAGGCUGAGCAGCCAGACCAAAUGCUGGCAACGAGUAACAAGCCACGGAAGAAAAAAAAGAAAAGGAAAACCAAGAAAAAUUCAGCAGGAGAGACUGUGGAAGACAACGACCUGGAGGACAUCGACAGCCUUUUGGAGAGGAUCGAGGACCCCAGGCUGGCCCCACAGAGCCAGGGUGGGAUCACCGCCGACACCCGGCCUCUGCUCUAUGUGGAGCACAGAAACUUGAAUCCAGAGAAUGAGUUGAAGAGAUACUUUGGGGCUCGUGCUGUGCUCGGGGACCAGAGGCCAAGGCAAAGGCAGCGGCAGUACGUCCGCAGCAUGUGGCUGACAGCUCCCAAAAACACCUGGCCACGCUACAGCAAGACAGGUAUCACCAUGCAGCUGCUGGACACCCGGAGGGGCGUGCAGCACUUCACCUUCGAGCACCACCGUGAGUACCAGCAGGUCCAGUUCAAGUUCCUGGACGCUGUGGAGUCCAUGGACCCCAACAACAUCGUGCUGCUGCUCCAGAUGAACCCCUACCACGUGGACUCCCUCCUGCAGCUCAGCGACGUGUGCCGGAUGCAGGAGGACCAGGAGAUGGCCCGGGAUCUCAUAGAGCGGGCCCUGUACAGCCUGGAAUGCGCCUUCCACCCCGUGUUCAGCCUCACCAGUGGGACCUGCAGGCUGGACUACCGGCGGCCAGAGAACAGGGCUUUCUUCCUGGCUCUCUUCAAGCACCUGAUGUUCCUGGAGAAGAGGGGCUGUCCCCGCACAGCCCUGGAGUUCUGCAAGCUCAUCCUGAGCCUUGAUCCUGAGAAUGACCCGCUCUGUGUGCUGCUGCUGAUCGACUUCCUGUCCCUCCGGGCCAGGGAAUACACCUUCCUGACCCGCCUCUUCCAGGAGUGGGAGAGUCACCGGAAUCUGUCCCAGCUGCCCAAUUUCGCCUUCUCGGUGCCACUGGCCUAUUUCUUCCUGAGCCAGCAGGAAGAGCGCCCGGAGCUGGAGCGGGGCCAGGCCCGGGAGCGAGCGGCCCGGCUCAUCCAGCUCGCGCUCAUCAUGUUCCCAAGCGUUCUGAUGCCGCUGUUGGAUCACUGCAGCGUGCAGCCCGACGCCAGGGUCGCCUCCCACCCCUUCUUCGGGCUGAAUGCCCAGAUCAGCCAGUCGCCCGCCCUGAACCAGCUGACAUCCCUGUACGUGGGCAGGACACACGCCCUGUGGAAGGACCCAGCAGUCAUGGCCUGGCUGGAGCCCCAUGUCCACGAGGUUCUGCACAUGGUGGAGGCCCAGGACACGCUGGUGCAGGAGGCCGAGCACAAGAGGAAGAUCCGGUACCAGAGCGCUCCCAGGAACAUCUACCGGCACAUCAUCCUCUCGGAGAUGAAGGAGGCCACAGCAGCCCUGCCUCUGGAGGUGACCUCCCAGCCUGUGAUGGGGUUUGACCCCCUGCCUCCUCUGGAUUCCAUUGUUUCCUACACCCGACCGGAAAGGACAAGCCAUCCCUCCAACGAAAGCACUUUAUCCCUCUUCUUCCGCUCGCUGUUGCCAAAUUUUAACUUGCAGGGGGACAUCCGGCACGACGGGGACGACGAGGCCGGGGCAGCGCAGGACCUCAACCAGGGGGUGAACAGGCUGAUGGCGGCCAUGCGGGACAUGCUGGCCAACAUCCAGUUCCAGGAGCCCCCCCGUGACGACAAUCCCGAGGGUGACGGCGACUGGGACUGAGCCCGGGCUGUCUGUCCCCACAGCCUGUGGCAUCACCCCCGAUUUGUGUCGCACUCCAAUAAAGUCACACCAAUGGACUGGC